Cygnus atratus (black swan) is the source of this 1338-nucleotide messenger RNA. It is a transcript of the gene FAM124B, whose product is annotated as family with sequence similarity 124 member B. Gene Ontology annotation, cellular component: nucleoplasm. The record is from RefSeq and is a predicted model, not a curated record. The transcript has 2 exons. NCBI's taxonomy places the organism in Eukaryota, Metazoa, Chordata, Aves, Anseriformes, Anatidae. The coding region runs from base 1 to 1338 and encodes 445 amino acids.
AUGGGUGACAGAGCAGACCCUCUGAUGACUGUGCAUCUUCUUGCCAAUGCGGGACACUCAUCGUUUCUGCAGCAAACUCUGGAUCGGCUCUUGGAGUGGAUCUGCCCCAACGUUCGACUGUUCUUUGUGUCCGAGCGGAUUGCUCCACAGAAAUACUACGAGAGGUACCGCAAGAGGAGCUGCGGCUUUCCUGGAAUAUCCGUCCUCCUUUUUCUGCACGAGGACCUGGGAGAAGAGCGGAUUUUCCAGGUCCACGAUCUCUUCCAGCACCCACCCUGGCGCUACCAGUGUGCCCAGACUGCCCGGGGGCAAAGCCCUCCUCAUGCGCUGGCUGACCAGGACUUCUACGGCCUGGACGAGCAGAUGCCCGUGUGGGGCAUCAGGCGGGUGCACUGCGGCCCCGAAAUCCUGCGUGUGACCCUCUACUGCAGUUUUGAUAACUACGAUGAUGCAGUGGGGCUGUACGAGAUGAUCCUGCGGAAAGAAGCAGCUGUGCAGAAAAAUAACUUCUGCGUCUUCGUGCUGUACGCGACCAAAGCCAUCGCUGUCCAGCUCUGCCUGAAGCAGCUGCCUGCUGGGGUAGCUGCGGAGCCAAAGGAGUCAUCGGCCUUGCAGUUCAAGGUGCAAGAAAUUGGGCAGCUGGUGCCUCUCCUACCCCAUCCAUGCAUUCCUAUCAGCAGCACCAGGUGGCAAACGCAGGACUACGAAGGAAAUAAAAUUCUGCUUCAGGUUCAGGACAGCCCCAGGCAGAGUGAGACACGGGCUGGGCUUCCCAGCCAGCACAGCAGCACAGGCACAGAACGACCCCAGGGCUCGCUCCCAGCCCCUCUCUCCGUUGUGUGGGGCAGCCCCGAGCAGAGGGGCUGGAAGGCCCGAGCCUUGGGGGUGAGAACGAAAUCCCAGCACAGCGCAGCCCUCCCUGCGGAGCAAGGGGGCAGCGACCUUCACCGGCAUUGCUGCUCCUCCUGGAGCACCACAGCGGCCCCACCAAGGUGGGACGUCCCCUCCCGGCACGCACAGGUGAGCGGGGGGCUGCAGGAGAGCUGGGCCCACCGGCUGCCAGCGGAGACCAACGUGGACACGGGGCUGGCCGUGGGGAGUCCUGCAGGCGGCCGCUGCCCCCUGCGCUGCUUCUCCAGGGACCUGCGCAGCCUCCUGCAGCCGCCAGCGCUGGAUGCGGCUGGCAUCACCCAACCUGCCCCUGACGGCACGUGGCCCUUGUCUUUGGCAGCCAAAAGUAAAGGAGCAGGGCAGAGGGCCUUGGGCUUCUGCUUGCAAACACCAAGAGUCAGCACUGGAAUGAGGCCCAAGGAGGAAGAGGAGGAGUUCUUCAUAUGA